UUCAAAUGUUCAGGGGUUUUUAUGUAUUCUAGCCUCAACUGUGAGAAGAAGCUAAAGAUUCUUCGCUUCUCGUCGUUUUAAAUCCCAAAUUCUCCAACAAAUUUUUCCGCAAUUUUUUUUUACUUCCUUUUUUUUGGUUUUUUUGUUUUUUAUAAAUCAUGAGCUCCGCUCUAACGGUCAACCCCCUCUCUCCUGCCAAAUUCAAAUCUCUCCACUCACACCCAACUCCUCCUCCGCUCUUCUCCCUCCUCCCACAGUGCACCGCCAUUAGCGAGCUCAAGCAACUCCACGCCCUCGCCAUCAAAUCCCAGCUCCACCACCACCCCUCCUUCCUCACCAGGUUCAUCACCCACCUCACUCGGCGCCCCGAUCCCUCGCUCCUCCGCUACGCCUGCCACCUGUUCGAUCGAAUUCCCCAACCAAACCUCAUACUCUACAACGCCAUGUCCCGCGGGUAUUCCCGCUCCGACGACCCGUUUCGGUCCAUCUCCCUUUUCGUUGCCAUGGUUGAGAAUGGUAUCUGUCCCGACGACUAUAGCUUUCCUUCCGUUCUGAAGGCCUGCGCUGGUGCCCAGGCUGCGGAAGAAGGGAGGCAAGCGCACGCGUUUGCAGUGAAGUGCGGUGUCGUUGACAAUAUUUACGUGCGCCCGACUCUCAUAAACAUGUACGCAGAGUGUGGCGAUCUCCGCGCCGCGCGUGUCCUGUUCGACGGGAUGGACGAUCAAUGCGUUGUGUCGUACAACUCGAUGAUCACGGCCUCUGUCCGGAGAAGCCGGCCGAGCGCAGCGCUGGCGUUGUUUAGGGAGAUGCAAGCUAAGGGUAUUAAGCCGACGGAUGUCACGUUGCUCAGCGUUCUCUCUGCGUGCACGUUGCUUGGCGCGUUGGAACUCGGGAAGUGGAUCCACGAGUAUGUCAAGAAGAACGGCUUCGAUUCGUACAUGAAGGUGAACACGGCUCUGAUCGAUAUGUAUGCAAAGUGCGGGAGCUUGGAAGAUGCCAUCCAUGUUUUCCAAGGGAUGAGUUCAAGAGACACCCAAGCGUGGUCGGCUAUGAUUGUGGCUUACGCGAUUCACGGGCAUGGGAGCAAAGCCAUUUCGAUGUUCAACGAGAUGAAGAGAGAAGGCAUAAAACCCGACGAUAUCACGUUUCUGGGAGUAUUAUAUGCCUGUAGUCAUGCGGGAAUGGUCGACGAGGGACUUUGCUUUUUCGAUAGCAUGAAUAAGCACGGUUUAAUUCCAGGGAUUAAGCAUUAUGGUUGCGUGAUUGAUCUGCUCGCUCGAUCAGGGCAGCUUAAAAAGGCUUACGAAUUCGUCGAUAACUUGCCUGUUAAGCCCACGCCAAUCCUGUGGAGAACUCUGCUUUCGGCUUGUGGAGGACAUGGGGAAGUCGAUAUCGGCAAGAAGGUGUUUGAGAGAAUUCUCGAGCUCGAUGAUUCUCACGGUGGAGACUACGUAAUCUUCUCAAACAUGUGCGCGAAUGGUGGGAGGUGGGAAGAGGUGAACCGGAUAAGGAAAAUAAUGGGUGAGAGAGGAGUGGUGAAGGUGCCCGGGUGUAGCUCGAUAGAAGUGGAUAGCACGGUUCACGAGUUCUUCUCUGGAGACGGCAUGCACCCGCAGUCGCGGGAGGCGCGUAAGAUGGUUGAUGAAAUGAUGGAACAGUUAAAGUUGGUCGGUUACCUGCCCGACACUUCGAAGGUUUUUCACGUCGACAUGGGAGAGGAAGAGAAGGAAGCUAGCCUUAGGUAUCACAGCGAGAAGCUGGCAAUCGCGUUCGGGCUUAUAAACACGCCUCCGGGGACUACAAUUCGGGUCGUUAAGAACCUCAGAGUUUGCGGGGAUUGCCAUUCGAUGGCGAAGCUGGUUUCGAUGGUGUUUAAUCGACGGAUUAUUCUCAGGGAUCUGAAUCGGUUUCACCAUUUCGACAAAGGGUUGUGCUCUUGUGGAGAAUAUUGGUAGCAGAACAGGGAAUGCUUUGCUCUAGUCACAUGCCAUUUUCUCCGUUAUAUGAGGAAUUAAUUCUGAUUUCUUAAUUAUCAGAAGGUUUACAUGUGGAUGUAUCAUCAAUGUGGAAAUGUGAUAAAUGAGAUGCUUGUUUUAUACUUUUAUGCCAUGUUUAUCCAGUGAGAUCAGAAAACAAUUCACAAGUAAA
Molecule: messenger RNA, 2148 nt
Organism: Ananas comosus (pineapple)
Lineage: Eukaryota; Viridiplantae; Streptophyta; Magnoliopsida; Poales; Bromeliaceae
Product: pentatricopeptide repeat-containing protein At2g02980, chloroplastic
Exons: 1
Coding region: 159-1955 (598 amino acids)
Biological process (GO): RNA modification
Molecular function (GO): RNA binding; protein binding; zinc ion binding
Source: RefSeq, a predicted model, not a curated record